Molecule: messenger RNA, 2241 nt
Organism: Papilio xuthus (Asian swallowtail)
Lineage: Eukaryota; Metazoa; Arthropoda; Insecta; Lepidoptera; Papilionidae
Exons: 8
Coding region: 308-2167 (619 amino acids)
Biological process (GO): dolichol-linked oligosaccharide biosynthetic process; polyprenol catabolic process
Cellular component (GO): endoplasmic reticulum
Molecular function (GO): 3-oxo-5-alpha-steroid 4-dehydrogenase activity
Source: RefSeq, a predicted model, not a curated record
AGGUCAAAAUCAUUACGGGCCAUACCCAAUUGACGUUGUUUAUUUUGUUGUUGUUAUUGUCACUGUCAGUUGUCAAAGUAUACGAUCAUAGAUACGAGAAAAUGAACCUUAGGUACACGUGCAAGUGAAUGGCGUAAAGUAGGUUUGAUUAUAUUAGAAACUAAUGUUAUUUAAGAAAAGUGGAACAACCGUUCUUGUCCUAGUAUUCACUAUGAGUUAUACGCCGUUAAGUCUCUUACUUUCAAACAGCAUUUGCUUUUGGAAUAUUGUCACGAGCUAACACAGAGCUGAUAACUUACCUUCGACAAUGUUAAACAUAUUAGAUUUAAUUUUUCUAGGCUUGGCCUUUAUGGUAACUUUUACAGGAUUUCUAAUUAAUAAUUUUGAAAAACAUGUACCAGUUUUUAUCAUUAAAGGGUACAGGUACGGCAGCUUUGCGUAUCGUGGCUCUGGUGCGACUUAUCUCCAAAUGAUAGAGAUACCAAAAGCAUAUUACCGGCACUUUUAUUCAUUUUCCUCAGUUUUUUGUGUCGCUACAUUGAUUUAUACAAUUUUAGUGUAUUUUUUCAAUUUAAAUGUUAGUUCCUUAAUUGUUUUUAUGCUGAGGAUACUUCUGGAGCAAGAUGAACCCGGUGUGUGUGUUACCGCAGCAGUGAUAGCUCUGAGUUUACUGGCAGUGCAAUGUGCCAGACGUUGCUAUGAGACUUACUACCUGCAGGUAUUUGCCAAGUCCAGUAAGAUGAACCUCAGCCACUAUUUAGUUGGCAUCGCUCAUUACUUCGCAUGUAUAGUUGCUGCUGUGGGCCAGGCACCACUAUUUUGUGGUCAUCAAAAUAGAGAAAAGAUAAUUUGGACAGAUACUCGAACAACUCUUGUCUCAGUCCCCUGCAUUCUUAUCUUCCUGUGGGCUUGUAAUGAGCAGUACCAGACUAAUAUAAUCUUUGCAAAUCUACGUAGAGACAAGAAGACCGGCAAGGUUGUAACGGAAGACCACAAGAUACCAAAUGGAAGAUUGUUUGAGCGAGUCUCCAGUCCGCACAGAUUGUGUGAAGUUAUUUUGUACACUGUACUACUAAUUUUAAUACCAACAAAGACAUUUUUCUGCAUUUAUUUAUGGGUAUUGAGUAAUCAGAUUCAGACCGCAAUCCAAGCACAUGAAUGGUACAAAAAAUCAUUCAAAGAUUAUCCAGUCAACAGAGCUGCAAUAAUUCCAGCUUUAUUAUUUUACAAAUCAACAACUUUGUAUCAAUUAAAAAUGUUUAAUAUUUUAGAUAUAAUACUUUUAAAUUUUUCGAUAACUUUUGUGAUCGUAGGCAGUCUUAUAACUAACUACGAGGAACAUGUGCCAGUAUUUUUAAUUAAAUUAUUUAGAUACGGGAGUUUCGCUUAUAAAGGGAAGGAUGAAAAAUUAUUUAAAACAAUUGAAGUGCCCAAGUCGUAUUUCAGACAUUUUUACGUGUUCUCCGCUGUUUUUAGUGCUGUGACAUUAAUUUACAUGGUCUCGAUUUAUUUCCUAAGUUUUCCGGCAAAUACAUUUGUGCAAAUCAUUAUGGCGCGAAUUUUUACAGACGAGGAACCUAAAGUAUCAGCAAUGGCGGCAUUGUUAACCCUUAGCCUGCUGACGUUACAAUGCUGUAGACGUUGUUACGAGUCGCACAAGCUGCAAGUGUUCGCUCGCACCAGCAAGAUCAACCUCUUUUUCUACGGUACCGCUUUUGUCCAUUACGCUGCCCUCAUACUGAUCGCAGUUGGACAAGCGCCGUUGUUUUGUGGGGAACAAAAAGGGGAUAUCCAAUGGACGGACGACUGGACGAAAUUAGUGUAUGUACCUUGCAUACUUCUAUUCCUCCUCGCUUCAUACGGGCAGUACAAUAGCAACGUGGUGCUUGCGAACUUACGUAGAGACAAGACGGGUGCGGUAGUGACGGAGGCGCACAAAAUACCUCGCGGUAAAAUGUUCGACAUCGUCUCCAGUCCGCAUAGACUAUGCGAGAUCGUCUUAUACGUUGUGUUGGCAACACUGACGCCCACAAGGACGAUGCUCAUCAUGUGUUUUUGGGUUUUCUGUAAUCAGAUUCAGUCCGCGGUGCACGCCCAUGAAUGGUACAAGAGGACAUUCAAAGAUUAUCCAAAAAACAGAACAGCAAUAUUCCCUUAUUUAUUGUAAAACUUUUUGUGUGAUAAUUAAUGAGCGGUAUUCGUUACGUUUUUUACUGCUUUUAUUUUGAAUAAACUUAUUUU